AUGGACAGCGUGACCAGCGAGAAGACUCCUCGCUUGCAGAUUCUGCGCAAAGUGCGCUCCUCCCGCAUCUUCACCCUGCUCGUCAUCUGCGCCGCCGUCUUCACCGACAUCUUCCUCUACGGCGUCCUCGUCCCGGUCAUCCCCUUUGCGCUGACGACCCGCGUCAAGAUUUCCCCCUCCGACGUUCCGCGUUGGAACGGCAUCCUUCUCGCGCUCUUUAAUCUCGGUCUAUGCCUCGGCAGCCCGCUAUUCGGCUUCGUCGCCGACCGCUGCGGGGCCGCGUCCCGAAAGCUCCCUUUCCUGUUUGGCCUGGUGACGCUCGCGGGGGCGACGCUGCUGCUGUGUCUCGGCCGGACAGUCGCUCUGCUGUGCAUCGGUCGCGCGCUGCAAGGGGUGAGCGCGGCGAUUUGCUGGGCCGUCGGGCUGGCGCUGCUGGCUGACAUCUUUGGCGGGAGGAUGGGCUGGGCGGCGGGAUGGGUGCAGUGGGCCAUGAACGCGGGCUUUUUGCUGUCGCCCAUCCUCGGCGGGCUCGCGUAUGAGAAAUCUGGCUACUAUGCCGUAUUCUACAUGGGUUUCGGGCUGUUGGCUCUGGAUAUCGUCCUGCGUCUGUCCAUGGCAGAGCGCAGCAAGACGGCGCCACAGGCGAACAAUGCUUCAGAUGAGACGCAGAGAGUGGUAGUUGGACCUGAGGGAGUGUCACUGGGUAAUGAGUCCAUUCAGACACAGAAAAGAAACUCGUACGUAGCGUUGGUGACGUCGCGGCGUGUCCUCGCGGCGCUGUUUGGCUGUAUGAUACAGUCCGCAUCCAAAUAUGCCUUUUUCGCUGUCGUGCCUCCAUUUGUGCAAGCCACAUUUCAUUGGGACUCUCUCGAUGCCGGCAUCAUCUUUCUCUGUGUGCUCCUCCCCGGCUUCCUCUCCCCGCUCGUCGGCAUGCUCUCCGACAGGUAUGGCACGAAAUGGCUCGCCACGCUGGGCUUCCUCCUUUCCGUGCCCGUUUUCGCCAGCCUGCGAUUCGUCACCGAGAACACGCUGCAGCAUAAAGUCCUCUUUGGCGCGCUGCUGGCGCUGAUGGGCGUCGCCCUGGCGCUCUCCAGCACACCGCUCAUGGCGGAGAUUACCUAUGCUAUCCAUGGCAAGGAACGACGGCAGCCGGGAGUAUGGGGUCCGAAAGGGGUAUACGGAGUCGGCUUUGGACUGUUCACGACGGCGUUUGCGUUGGGUGGUGUGGUUGGAAGUUUCAUGGGCGGAUAUCUGUACCAGGGACCGGGGUGGGGGGUCUUCGGCUGGGGCUUUUCAAUUUGGUGUGCCGGUGGAGCUGCUGUAUGUGCGCUUUUUGUUGGAUCUUCGGACCGUAUUCGAAUCAUCUAG
This is a messenger RNA of Akanthomyces muscarius, 1368 nucleotides long. RefSeq lists its product as uncharacterized. Gene Ontology annotation, molecular function: transmembrane transporter activity. The record is from RefSeq and is a predicted model, not a curated record. Gene Ontology annotation, biological process: transmembrane transport. The transcript is spliced from 2 exons. NCBI's taxonomy places the organism in Eukaryota, Fungi, Ascomycota, Sordariomycetes, Hypocreales, Cordycipitaceae. Bases 1 to 1368 code for a protein of 455 amino acids.